Messenger RNA from Penicillium samsonianum, 4845 nucleotides. RefSeq names its product non-ribosomal peptide synthetase. Lineage: Eukaryota; Fungi; Ascomycota; Eurotiomycetes; Eurotiales; Aspergillaceae. The transcript has 3 exons. Gene Ontology annotation, molecular function: phosphopantetheine binding; medium-chain fatty acid-CoA ligase activity. Bases 1 to 4845 code for a protein of 1614 amino acids. Gene Ontology annotation, biological process: fatty acid metabolic process. The record is from RefSeq and is a predicted model, not a curated record.
AUGGCGGACUUAUCAAGAUCUUCACUUAUAGAGCAGCUUCUACACCUCCGCAGUGAGGCUUCUCGCCCAGACUCUUCAUACCAACUCUCCGCUUUAUUAUCCUCACACAACGGUUCUUGGCCCAUCCGUCACUUAAUCUCAACAUUUCAGGACAUCUACAAGUCCAUUCCCGAAUCCCUCAAGGCCCAUAACAAUGAAUCAAUUAUCCACCUUCGUGCACAAGUCAAAGCAGCCACCCCCAGCGUUGCAGAAUUAAUAGGGACAGACUCCCGUGCCGGUCUCAUCGAUGCUAAUACCGGACGGCAUCUGACACAUAUUGCCAUCCGGCAGUUCUUGGAGAGUUUCCAGAUUCCCGUGGGACUCUCCCACCAUGGAAAGCCUCGCAUCGCUGUCAUCUUGCCUAACGGCCCUCUCAUGGCAAUUGCUGUUCUUGCUUUCGUCAACAGGUACACCAUUGUGCCUAUGACAACGAACACGGUGCCAGAGCAGCUGCAUACGGAUAUAGAAAACUCGCAAGCUGAUGCUGUUGUCGCGCUGGACGCUGACAUUGGCAAGCUCCAGCUGGAUAACGGUAGCCGGCCAGUGUUUGGUAUUGAGCAACUUGAAAACAUGACUUUCCAGGUGGUCUCUGCACACAAUGCUUCUAGUGCAUACGACCAUCCCCCCAAUUCUGGGGACGAUAUUGCCAUUAUCCUGUUUACCAGUGGUACCAGUGGUACUAAGAAGCUGGUUCCCAUCACAACUUACAACCUCAUAGCUGGUACCAUAGCUACCAUGGAGUCGGUGGAACUGUCCGAGACAGAUAUAUGUCUUAAUAUGAUGCCGCUGAACCAUGUUGGUGGUAUCAUGCGCAGUAUCUUCUCCCCCAUCCUCGCCGGCGGUGCUACAAUAUGUUGCCCCUCGUUUGACCCCAGCAUGUUCUGGGAUGCCGUGCAAACCCCUCAUAUGACACCAACUUGGUAUUACGCCACACCCACGAUGCACCAAAUGAUUCUUGCCGAAGCCGAGCACCGCCCCGAUGCUGUUGAGCAAAGCGCCAUCAAGUUUAUCUGCAACGCUGGUGGUGGUCUUCCUCCAACGCUUGCAGUGCAGCUUCAUGAUACUUUCCACUGCAUCGUCCUCCCCAGUUACGGCAUGACUGAAUGUAUGCCUAUUGCCGCGCCGCCAAGGGACUAUAAGCUUGAUCGCCAUGGAACAUCAGGAAAAAUUGUUGGUCCUGAGGUUGCAAUUCUCACUGAGAGUGGCAAGCCUGUCGCGCAAAAUGGGAUGCUCGGACACAUCUGCAUUCGUGGAUCACCCGCUUUCGAGGGUUAUCUGACCCCUGGAGGCAAGAUUGAUACCAGCGCCUUCAACGAAUCUGGCUGGUUUGAUACUGGUGAUCUUGGACACCUCGAUGAUGACAACUACCUGUACAUCACUGGUCGCAGCAAGGAAGUCAUCAACCGUGGCGGAGAAAUUAUUUCUCCCGUCGAAGUGGAAAAUGCCGUGCUGACCACGGCCAAGGAUCCCGAAUCCCCGCUGUAUGGUCGCGUUACUGAGACAUUGGCAUUUUCCGUCCCAGACGAAGUGUUACAGGAAGUCGUCGGUGUGGUUAUCGUCACACCUCCGGGCCUCACUAGGCCAGAUCUUCGCCAGAUACACGAAGCGCUGGGGCCUAUUAUCCAUCAGCCCAAGUGGCCCGCUCUGGUAGUAUACAUGGACGGUGUACCGAAGGCAAACAACAAGAUCCAGCGCAUCAAGCUCGCAGAGCGGUUGACCUUGGACACUUUGACGACCACUACGCCCCUGGCAAGCCGGCACUACGAAGCUGUCUGCCCACCCACUGGUGCUCCGCUCAGUGCAUUGAUCUCGAAGAAAUCGUGUGUCAUCGAUGAUAAAAUCAUCCGCUCAGUUCUUACCAAGAGAGCAAACACCCCCGACGUGCACGUGCAAAUAAACCCGCGCGACGGGCUCGCGCAGGUCGUUUUGUUUGUCGACAAUCCAAAUGAUGACCAUGUGACACCCGUCGAGCUUCACGAGCAUCUCGAUGGCUACCUCGUACCUAGCCGAAUCAUUCCCCUCAAAGGUCCCAUGCCUCUCGAUUUCUAUGGAAACCCCGACCAGGCCGCUAUCAAUGAGGCGAUCCACGCCCGCAACUCCGAUGGUGACCUGUCGCCCAUUCAGCGCCGCGUGCGUGAGAUCUUCGCUGUCGCCUUGUCUUGUGCACCGGAAGAAGUAUCUAGAAUUACAGACUUCUUUGCUGCUGGAGGUGACAGUCUCAGCGCUGGUCGUAUGGUUUCGCAACUUCGUCGUGAAUUCGGUAUUUUCCUAGCCGGCGACAUUCUCUUCCACCACAGCACUGUUGGAGAGAUAGAGCACAAGAUCACCGAAGCCGUUGAAGUGAAGGCUGCCAAGGGCGACGAAGGGGAAGUUGAAUUGCCCGGUUGCGAGAAGACAUACAGCAGCACGAACCCAAUCAUCUUGGUCUUGCAUCUGUUCCCGACUGUGUUCUUUUUCCCCAUGAAGCGGGCCUUCCAGUGGAUGAUGUUCGCAUACGUCGUAGCCGAGUGCUCAAAUCGAUUCCCCAUUCGUGAGAACCUCAUCGCUCGUUUGAUGCUGGUUGUUUUCGCCGUGAUGUCUGCUCGCUUAUGCUCACAAAUUGUGUCUCCCAUCUUUGCUAUCACCUUUAAGUGGCUCGUCAUCGGUCGCUACAAGGAGGGCAUGUCCCCCAUGUGGGGUCCGUACCAUACGCGCUGGUGGUUGACCCAGAAGGCAUUGCAGGUGUGUGGAAAAGGAGUCUUCAACAACUACAAUUGGUCCCGAAUUCUCUUCUACCGUUUGCUCGGCGCAAAGAUUGGAAAGAAUGUUACAAUGUCCGCAUCUGCUAAGCUUGGCGAGUAUGAUCUGAUUGAGAUCGGUGACAAUGUCGUUUUGGAUACAUGCGUGUGUCGCCCCUUCGCCGUGGAGCGCAACACCUCUAUGCUUUUGAAGCGCAUUCGCAUUGGCAAAGACUCGGCUGUGGGCAUCAAGUCUAUCGUCGCUGCUGGUGCCGACAUCCCCGAGAACACCUGCAUUGGUCCCAACUCGUCGAGCUGGGAACUCCAGGACGCCGAUGAGUCUAACCGCCAAUUGCUUACCUCACAGAUCCCUAAGCCUCACUGGCUCUGGAUUCUCUUGAUUGUUGAGCCAAUCAAGUUGAUCACCUGGACGGCUGCUCGUGUUACCUGGAUGGGUGGUCUUAUUCCUAUGGUUCUCGAGUUCCCUACCCCCGCGGCCGACAUGUUCCGGUCUACGCUGGACUGGUACACCAGUGAUCAGCGAAUUGCAUUCCACAUUACCGCAAGAAUCUGUCGUGCUGUUGGUGGACCGAUUGUGCUUUUCAUUGCGGUCUUGAUUAUCAAGUCCUUCCUCGAUCUCGUCUGUGGCAAGCCCAAGCCCGGUCCUGCCUCAAAACAGACCACUCGCCAAAAGAUUCGGAGUGCCGUUCUUGCCCAAAUUCUACCCGCAGGUGACAUCCACCAACUCACACGCCUUACUGGUCGUCACUACGAAUUUGUCUCGAUGGCUGUCCGAGCCCUUGGUGGCAAGGUUGGCAAGCAUGUCUACUGGCCCAGUGUUGGUCCCGUCACUGUCGACUUUGAUCUCAUUGAGGUUGGCAACGAUGUUGUCUUCGGAUCUCGCUCGACCUUGGUCACAUCCGAUGGUUACGGUCGUGACCGCAUCGUGAUUGGUGAUGGCACUAUGGUUGGUGAUCGUGUCGUCGCUUUGCCCGGUGCUACCAUCGGCCGUCAAGCCAUGAUCGGCUCCGGCGCUUUGCUUCGCCGUAAUGGUGACUAUCCUGCCAACACUGUCUGGACUGGUAGCAAGGGUGGUGAGGCUAUACAGUUCCCAAGUUCCACCUCGACUACCACAUCGACCGCUCCAACUAUCGUUGGAGAUGGUAGUAGCAGCCCCAACAGCAGCAGCAGCGACGACGAAAAAACACCCACCGAGAAGCAUAUCUACUAUGACAGUAAGGACAAGACCGUUACCGAGAUCGCCGAGCAGGAUGUAGAUACCUGCAAGCCUUUCGGUCGCGCCUUCUACCGCCACGAGGCCAGCUACUACGUCCUCCGCAUGUGGCAAAUUGUCAUCUAUUCUACAUUUGCAGUUAUUGUCACUACUGUCUAUUGGCUCCUGACUGUCUUGUUCUCCCUUUUCGCUCUCCGCGCUGUACUGAACUACAGUGAUGCCGCUGGUUUCAAGCAAGGUGCCUGGCGCCCAUUCGUCCUGUGGGGCACUCUUGCCUCGAUACUAUCUGUCAUCACCACCGCUCAAGUCGUCCUGGCCUUCGGCAUCAUUCUGUGCAUCAAAUGGACGGUCGUGGGCCGCCGAAAGGAAGGUGCCUACCACUGGGACAAGAGCAGCUACAACCAGCGCUGGCAAUUCCUCCUUUCCUGUGAGACGCUGAUCAAAGACUGCUAUGAUGGAGUUGGUCUCCUGCCCAUGAUCUCCGGCUCUGCCUACAUUUCCUGGUAUUACCGCCUCUUGGGCGCGGACAUUGGAAAUGACUGUGCGAUCCACGCCAACGGUGCGCCCAGCAUCUUCUUCACCGAGCCCGACCUCCUCACCCUUGGUGACCGUGUUGCUGUCGAUGAUGCCAGUUUGGUCUGCCACUUGAACUCGCGUGGUGGAUUCGAGCUACACACCUUGAAUGUUGGGGAUCGGAGUAUCCUGCGCGCUGGGUCGCGCUUGAUGUCCGGUGCUUCAAUGGGCCAGGAUGCUUGUCUUUUGGAGCACACUCUGGUCCUAUCAGGUGACCAUGUUGAGAAUGGAGAUACGCUCCAGGGAUGGCCCGCCGAAGGAUUCGAAGGGAAACGUGUUUAG